ACUAUUGAUCAGAAAAAAAGAAGCUGAACUGAUUGAGCAUUCAUUCAUCUGUUCUUUCUUUAAUUGUCUAGAUUGAGCAGUGACGAGGAGAGAUAGAAAGAUGGCACAAGAAGUUGUUACUUUCGGUGUCCAGGAAAUAGUGAAGAAAGUGGCUUCACUUGCCUCUGAAGAAAUCAGUCUUGUAUGGGGAUUCCAAGAAGAGGUGAGAAAGCUGCGUGAAUCAUUGUUGCUGACUGAAGCCAUGUUACGAGAUGCCGGGCAAUUAAAAGAAGUUGGGGCGGAAGCCGUGCAAAUUUGGGUGAACAAGCUUGAAGACAUAGCUCAUGAUGCUGAUGAUGUGUUGGAUGACUACGGAUAUGAACUUCUCCGCCGUGAGGUAGAAGUGCAAGACCAAAUGACGAAAAAAGUGCUCAACUUCUUUUCACACCACAAUCCUAUUGCGUUUCGUUGGAAAAUGGGGCGGAAAAUUGAGAAAAUCAAUGCAUCCUUGGUGACUCUGAAGAAUGACGCAGCUAGUAUUGGGCUAGUCGGUAGGGACCCAAAUGCAACCUCCUCUCAUGAGAUUGUAGUUGACAGGGAAACUGUCUCCAUCUUUAAACAAGAUGAAAAGAACAUUGUUGGAAGGGAGAAGCUUGUGUCAGAGAUAGUUACAACCUUGAUCAACUCAAGCAAUACUCAAGAGAAUGAAAAUCUGCCGGCGAUGGCCAUUGUGGGAAUGGCCGGCUUGGGAAAAACAACUUUGGCUAAAUGUGUAUAUCAUGAAGAUGAGAUAGGCAGACGCUUCACUGAAAAAAUAUGGAAAUGUGUAUCUAUUCCUUUUGAGGUCAAGUCAAUUUUAAGCAAGAUUUUGGAACAUCUUAAACCGGAAAAGGCUAGGAUGCAAGACAAGGAUGCAAUAAUCAAACAUCUUCAAGAAGACUUGAAAGGGAAAAGAUAUUUGCUUGUACUGGAUGAUGUGUGGAACGAAGAUUCUGAAAAAUGGAAUGACUUGAUGAGUUGUUUGUUAAGUGUUAAAGAUACCCAAGGAAGCAAAAUCAUUGUUACUACCCGGAGUGUGAGGGUUGCAAAAAUCGUGCACACACUUUCUUCCAAAUGGUGCGACUUGGAAAAACUGUCAGACAAUCAAUGUUGGGACAUUUUGAAGGAUAGAGCAUUUCCAAAUGAGAGUGCUCCUACUUUAAAUGAAGAAGAAGAGAAAAUUGGAAGGGACAUCGCCAAAAAGUGUGGAGGUAUUCCAUUAGUUGCAAAGGUUUUGGGAGGUAUGAUGCGGUCCAAAGAAAUUGAUGGUUGGCGGGUAAUUCAAGAAAGUACAAUAUGGAAUUUACCUGAAGAAGAAAAAAGAAUCUCAUCGGUUUUGAAGUUGAGUUUUGAUGAAUUGAAAUCACCAACUUUGAAACAAUGUUUUGCCUGCUGCUCAAUGUUCAUCAAAGAUUCUGAAAUUGAACAUGAUGACUUAAUCCAACUUUGGAUGGCUCAAGGAUUGCUUCACCCUUCUCCCAACAAUAGUGAUCUAGAGAUGGAGGAGGUAGGAAAUCAAUAUUUCAAUAUUCUGUUGGAGAACUCUUUUUUUCAAGAUCUUGUUACUCUGGAUCACCAUAGUAGUACUAUUACCACAUGCAAGAUGCACGAUCUUGUGCAUGAUCUUGCAGAAGAUGUAUCAAAAUCAAAGACCAAGGACUCCAAUGAGAUUCGUCGUGUGCCACAGAUUUCAAACAUAAAACUAGAAGGAAUUCCAAAAGGAAUUGUUCAUAAAGUGCGCUCAAUGUUUGUUGGUGAAGUUUUUGGUAACAUCUUACCAAAAUUUAAAGGUUUGCGUGUCUUAAAAUUACAGGGGGAUUUUAUUGAUGAGUUGCCAAAUUCAAUUGGAAAGUUGAAACACUUGAGGUAUCUAGAUAUUUCAGCAACAAAUAUCAAAAAGCUCCCCCAAUCUAUUGGCAAGCUUUAUAACCUACAGACGUUAAGAAUGCGUUAUCUCCGAUUUGAAGAUCCCAAGGAACUGCAGAAUUUGAUCAACUUGAGACAUAUUUAUUUUGCUGUUUAUUAUGGAGAUGAAAGCUAUCCAGUUGGCGUGGGGCGGUUGAAUAAUCUGCGAUCAUUAUCCUUUUUCAUUGUGGGUAAGGAGAGGGGUCGUGGAAUAAAGGAGCUGGGUGGCUUAAAGCAUUUGAAGGGCCAAUUAUCUAUUUAUGAUCUGGAGCAUGUGAGAGAUGGAGAAGAAGCAAAGGAGUCAAAGUUAGCAGAGAAGACAAACAUACGCAGACUAAAGUUGGAAUGGUCGGCCGACGAAUACAGGAGGUCAAGGGUCAUCGCUAAUGACAGGAAUGUACUAGAAGGCCUUAAACCGCACUCUGCAUUGGAAAGUUUAGAGAUUCGCAACUUUAGUGGUGAGACAUUUCCACCCUGGAUGAUGUGUGGAGAUUUGUUUUCUUCAUUGAAAAGAUUAACUGUUGAAAAUGCAAAGAACCUAACUGAAUGGAGGACGGAAGAAGCUGCAGUAUUUUCAACAACAGAAAGAAGAGUAGUGUUUUCUCGCCUUGAGGAGUUGUUGUUGAGGAAUUGUGAUCAAUUGAGAAGUGCUCCCACAGAUUAUUUUCCAUGUUUGCAGAAGUUGGAGAUAGAUUCCAUGAAUAGUGGCAUGCCGAUAGCUAAUAUUAUAAGCACUCAAUUGACAACUCUUACUCGUCUCACAAUAAAGAAGAUAAGGGGACUUGUUUCUCUGCCGGAAGGGAUGUUAAAAAACAACAAGAAUCUUGCAUAUUUGGAGAUAAGAGAUUGUCCUGAGUUCAUUUGUAUUGCUGCCGAUGUAUAUGGUUGUUGCGCAUCCCUUGAGUCACUGCGUAUUUAUUCCUGUCCUAAUCUUAGGUCUUUGCCUCAUGGACUAGAACACUGCACCUCUCUUAAGGAAUUGACUAUAGCCCAUUGUGAAAGUUUGGAGUGCAUCCCAGUUACAAACGGCCUCCCAUCCCUCCGGGAAUUAUAUAUUUCAAAUUGUGAUGAAUUAUCAAGCCUACCGAGUGGGUUACAAUAUUGUACCUCUCUUGAGCACUUGUCUAUUUACUCUUGCGGGAAUCUCGAAGCUAUUCCAAUUACACACGGCCUCCCAUCCCUCCGCGAAUUAGAGAUUGUAAAUUGUGAUGAAUUAUCAAGCCUACCGAGUGGGUUACAACAUUGUACCUCUCUUGAGCACUUGUCAAUAAGGCAUUGCGGGAAUCUCGAAGCUAUUCCAAUCACACACGGCCUUCCAUCCCUCCGCCAAUUAAAGAUUUCAUUUUGUGCUGAAUUAUCAAGCCUACCAAAUGGGUUACAACAUUGUACCUCUCUUGAGCACUUGUCAAUAAUAAAUUGCGGGAAUCUCAAAGCUAUUCCAAGUUUAGACAGCCUCACACAACUCCGUGAGUUGGAGAUAUGUCGCUGUGGUGGAUUAAAAGGUUUACCCCCCAAUGCAUUUGCAGCAUCCCUCACCCGCUUAAAGGAAUUGGAAAUUGGUUGGUUCUGGGAGGAGCUCGAUUCCUUCCCUGUUUUUCAGGUUAUUCCACAACUUGAAACAUUAAGCUUGUGGGGUUGGCCGAAGCUCAGCUGUCUGCCUAAACAAUUUCAAUGCUUCACUUGUCUAACUUCUUUAACAAUACACUCCUUCGACGACAUGGAGGCUCUUCCAGAGUGGUUGGGAAAUCUUGCAUCUCUUAAGAUCCUAAGUAUAUGGAAGUGCAAGAAUCUGAUGUAUCUACCCACACUUGAAGCUAUGAAAUGUCUCACCAAAUUACAGUACAUAUAUAUUCGAAAUUGUCCUCUUCUGAAAGAGAGAUGCAAUAAAGACAGUGGUGCAGAAUGGCCCAAGAUUUCGCAUAUUCCGAACAUCUAUAUUGUGUGAACCUUGUGAGAUGGUCCUAACACUCAAAUUCGUUCAUCUCCCAAAGUAUCAAGAAAUCACUAUUCUAAAGGAGCAUUGACCAAAGUUGUCUUUGAUCGGUCGGUUGAGAGACAGGUGUUGAUCAUGGGGUGCAGAUUGCAGAUUGUAAUUAUAAGAGUAGGAAGGUGAUGGAGACAUUCAACCAAUUGUGUCAGUUUCGCAAUCAGCUCAACCUUUGGAAGGUGAUGCCAUGCGAGGAAAGCUUUUAACGGCUCUGCAGCUCAAAGGUUAUUUGGGAGAUUCAGUUUUAUGGAACAAUUUUUUAUCAAGAAUCUGAUCAAGCAAACUUCAACACUGCAGGAUUUUGAGUUUUUUUUUUCUUCACACUUUCUUUUCCUAGGCAUUGUAAAAGUUUCUCUCCUGAAUCUGAUCAUUUGGAUGGCUUAGAGUUCCCUGUUGAGAGAAAAGAGAUCAUGGUUUAACAUUUGGAAGAACCUUUUGUCUUCUCUGUUUUGUAGUUGUGCCUUUGCUAAUUUAUUCUCAUCACUGUUUCUUGCAUUUUGCUUUGGCAAUCUUGGAUUGUUGUGAACAUGUUGAUGUUGCAUUGCAUGUUUUCUAUUUGUUGGAUUGGAUGUCGAUCAAAUAAUUUUAGAUGUUAUUU
This is a messenger RNA of Prunus persica (peach), 4508 nucleotides long. RefSeq names its product DNA topoisomerase 6 subunit A. Gene Ontology annotation, cellular component: nuclear chromosome. Gene Ontology annotation, molecular function: DNA topoisomerase type II (double strand cut, ATP-hydrolyzing) activity; ADP binding; ATP binding. NCBI's taxonomy places the organism in Eukaryota, Viridiplantae, Streptophyta, Magnoliopsida, Rosales, Rosaceae. The transcript has 6 exons. Gene Ontology annotation, biological process: defense response to fungus; DNA topological change; meiotic DNA double-strand break formation. The record is from RefSeq and is a predicted model, not a curated record. Bases 101 to 3868 code for a protein of 1255 amino acids.